Ilex paraguariensis (yerba mate) is the source of this 1557-nucleotide messenger RNA. The record is from the annotation of a GenBank genome assembly. NCBI's taxonomy places the organism in Eukaryota, Viridiplantae, Streptophyta, Magnoliopsida, Aquifoliales, Aquifoliaceae.
AUGGCUCCAACUCUCACUUCCAAUUCAUUCCUCUUAACCACCACACCCAAUUCAAGACUCUCUCUCAAGAACCCAAGAGUAUUCACAGUGUUUGCCAAGAAGGCUGGACCAUUCCCACCCUUUCGGCUAGGCAAACAGUCGAACAACUCAGGAUCAUCCUCUGAAGAAAGUCAAGAGGAGAGUUCAGGCAAUUCCAAACCAUUUCGGUUCGACUUUGGGAAGUUACCGGACGUGAAAUCUUUGAUCCCAGUUGGGGUUGGGACUAACCCAUCUUCAGCGUUGACGUUUAACCGGAGGCGUAAAGACCCACGAACGGUGUUUGUUGCUGGUGCAACUGGGCAGGCUGGAAUUCGCAUUGCGCAAGCACUUCUGCGUGAAGGUUUCAGCAUUCGAGCCGGUGUCCCAGACAUAAGUGCGGCGCAGGAGCUAGCUCGUCUUGCUGCCGAAUACAAGAUAAUCUCUAAUGAAGAAUCAAGACGACUCAAUGCUGUUGAGUCCACAUUUCAAAAUGCUGAAUCAAUUGCAAAAGCAAUUGGGAACGCUAGCAAAGUCGUAGUUACUAUUGGUCCAGCAGAAAAUGGUCCAACAACUGAGGUCACCACAUCAGACGCCCUACAAGUGAUACAAGCUGCCCAAUUGGCUGGUGUUGGUCAUGUGGCCAUUGUCUAUGAUGGAACAUUGAUGAAUUCCUCAACCUACAAUGUAUUGGAUGGUCUCUCAUCAUUCUUUAACAAUCUGUUUUCGCGAUCACAGCCAUUAACAUUGUCAGAGUUUUUGCAAAAGUUAGUUGAGACGGAUGUUAGCUACACACUCAUAAAGACCAGGUUAACAGAGGAUUUCUCUACCGAGAGUUCUUACAAUGUUGUCGUGACAGCUGAAGGAAGUGCUGGUGCAAACGACUACAAAGUUGCAAAGUUGCAGAUAGCUUCGCUGGUGGCAGACGUUUUCUCCAACACUGAAGUGGCAGAAAACAAGGUUGUGGAAGUGUGUACUGAUCCAUCAGCACCGUCUAGGUCUCUAAAUGAACUUUUCAGUGCCAUUCCUGAGGAUGGAAGAAGAAAGGCUUUUGCAGAAGCUCUUGCAAAGGCAAAAGCUGAGGAAGAAGCCAUAAAUGCUACUGAGAGUGCUCGUGAAGCCGCCAAAGCAACAAAGAAGCUUGAAGAAGAGGUAAAAAAACUGGAAGAGCAAGAAGUUCGGGCUGCUAAUCUUGCCGAAAAAGCCCAAGAAAAGGCAGCUGCUGCAGGAACUUCGGUUGAGAACCUCGUGGACAAAGCAAAAGGCUUAAGUUUGGGGCUGUCUUGGGAAAAAUUCAGCUCACAGCUUUCAUCAUCUGUUCAAAAGCCUACCGAGGAACCUAAAGUGCGGAUUGCCACGGUCAGGGGACAGGCCAAGGCUCAGACUUUGCCUGCCCAGAAAUCAUUCUUCACAAAAUCAACCCAAAAACCUCCUGCUUUGAAAUCUAAAUCAGAAGCCAAGCAAACAGAUUCUAAAAAAGAAGUGAGGAAGGUUUUUGGUGGCUUGUUUCAGCAAGAAACCAUCUAUGUUGAUGAAGACUAA